AUGGUUAAACUUGAAGCAAUUUAUCUUAUGAAUGUUGCAUUAUAUUUUGAUACAACGAAAAAUCUUAAAUUAUUUAUGAGUAUUUCUCAUACUUGUAAAGAAGCAGUUGGAAUGUUACAUAUUAUUCCAUAUAAAAUUUCUGACACUAAACCUACAAGAAGUUUUCUUGAAAGGUUGUCUAGAUUUCUUCCACAUUUACAAACACUUAAGUGUAACUUAACUAUUCUUAAUGAAAUACCUAUUCCUCAAAGUGUUGUUUAUAUUAGUGGAGUUUUGUUAGUUAGUAGAGAUAAUGAUUCGGUUAUUCGAUGGAUGGGUAUGUGUUCAGAAUUAUAUAUUACAACACACCAUUAUUCUAGAGUCGAUUUAAGUGUUUGUAAGGCAUUGAGAAUAUUACAUAUUUUAAUAUCAAAAGAAAGUGUUGUAUCAUCUGUCUUUGAUGGAGAAGAAUUAGCACAUCUUCCAGUAUUACAUAAAAUAGUUGUAGAAUGUUUUGGAAGUAAUUUAGAAGAAGUUGUUAUUGAAUUAGAGAAAAAUAAAAUUCUUCAAAAAAAAGAAAUCAUUUGUAAAUUACAUGAAAUAGAAAAUGUUCAUAUUUCAUUAUUAAAUAGAUUAAACCAAAUUGGAGUUGUUAUUGGUAUUUAUUCAAAUACGUUAGAAGAGAUACCUGGAUAUGUUAUAUUAUUACAUCAUUUUGGAUAUUUAACAAUUACUAGUUCUGAUGAUACUUUUAUUGAAAACCUUCAUCAUAAAUAUAUUCGUCCCUUAAACCUUCAUAUUCUUUGUAAUCAAAAUAUCGAACAUGACAUCUAUUCUGUUAAUUGUACUUCAAUUCAUUCAUUAAUUAUUAGUGGAUUAAAUUGUCUAAAUAAAUUAAUUAUUCCAACCUCUCUUAACACUUUAAAACUCCAUCAAUGCUCUUUACCACCAUUAAAUUUUACUUAUGUUUGUUUAGAAAAUGUAACUAUUGAAUCAUGUUCAAUAGAUUCAUUAACAUUACCAGUCACUGUUAGUUCAUUAACUUGUAUUCAUUCUAUUAUUCAUACAAUCCCAAAUCUUCAUAAACUAAAUUUACCUUUAACUAAAUUAAUUUCUAUUGCACAUACAUUAUCCUAUCCAAUGCUUCCAACUAAUAUUAAUGAUGUCACAUUCUCAAGUGCUCCAAUACUUUCAUUUCCUAAUAUAACAUCAUGCUCUCUUCAUAAAUUUAAAUUAUUUCGAUGUAAUGAAUUAAAAACAUUAACUAUUCCAACAACAAUCACUAUGUUAGCUAUUUGUUCUUGUAAAAUAUUAACAUCUAUUGAUACUAACUUAGCUCAAUUAAAAAAAUUAGAAUUAACUGAUAACCCAGUUCUUAAAUCAUUUAGUUGUCCAUCUACAAUGAAAUCUAUUUUUGUUUCUCGCAAUAAACUUUUAAAUUUAUCAUUUGCUUCAACUCUUAGAAAGAUUAAAGCUAUUCAAACUUUUAUUCCACCAAUUCAACUUAAUGCUUUAUCAAGACUUUCGUUAUCUGGUUGUAAUGAGUUACAAUAUAAUCAGUAUACUAGUUUACAGUAUUUAACUAUCACAAGUCAAUUAACUCAAAAUUUAACAUUUCCUUCAUUAUUACAAAAUCUUUCUAUAACUGAUUGUCAAUGUGAUUCUAUUGAUAUUAAAACUCUUACACAUCUUACUGCAUUAACUCUAUGGAAAUGUCCAAAAAUUAAUGAAUUAGAACUUCCUAAUUUUAUUCAAAAAGUUGAUAUUGCACGAUGUGGUAAAUUAAUUAUAAAAAGUAAUGAGCAAUGUACAUUAAGAGAUUUGAAAAUUGUACAAUGUGAAAUACAACCUUUAGUACUUCCAAAAUCAAUUUGUACUUUAACAUAUUCUCGAUCAAAUACAAUAAUAAUUCUUAAUAAAUCAAAUUUACCUAAUCUCAUUGUAAAACCAUUAUAA
Messenger RNA from Entamoeba dispar SAW760, 1935 nucleotides. RefSeq lists its product as uncharacterized. The transcript has a single exon. NCBI's taxonomy places the organism in Eukaryota, Evosea, Mastigamoebida, Endamoebidae. The coding region runs from base 1 to 1935 and encodes 644 amino acids. The record is from RefSeq and is a predicted model, not a curated record.